Messenger RNA from Lodderomyces theae, 1602 nucleotides. RefSeq names its product protein serine/threonine phosphatase (gene PPT1). NCBI's taxonomy places the organism in Eukaryota, Fungi, Ascomycota, Pichiomycetes, Serinales, Debaryomycetaceae. Gene Ontology annotation, molecular function: protein binding; protein serine/threonine phosphatase activity. The transcript has a single exon. The record is from RefSeq and is a predicted model, not a curated record. Bases 1 to 1602 code for a protein of 533 amino acids. Gene Ontology annotation, cellular component: cytosol; nucleus.
AUGUCUCAGAAUAAGGAAGAGGCCAUCAAGGUCAAAGAUGAAGGAAACCAAUACUUGAAAGAACACAAGUUUGACGAAGCUGUUGAACUGUAUACCAAAGCCAUUGAACUCGAUCCAUCAAAUGCAGUCUUUUACUCCAAUAGAGCUCAGGUUCACAUCAAGAUGGAGAACUAUGGACUAGCCAUCCAGGACUGUGACUCCGCUCUUGCUGUCAACCCCAAUUUCCUCAAAGCUUACUAUAGAAAGGGGGUGGCGCAAAUGGCCAUCUUGCAGCACAAGCAAGCUCAACGGAAUUUCCAAAUCAUAUUGAAGAAAUUGCCUAAUGAUGCGUUGACGUUGGAGAAUUAUAAACAGUGUACGAAUUACUUGAAGAGACAGGCGUUUGAGAAGGCCAUUGCUGGGGAAGAUCGGGUUUCCAUAUUGAAUACUGUUGAUUAUGAAGGGAUCCAGUUGGAGAAAUCGUGGGAAGGGCCAGAGUUGCAGAUAACCACCAGUAAGACUAAAGACGAGAAUAAGAAGGAUCAAGUUGUGGUUCAUAUUGAAGGAUUGGAUGUGGCGUAUCUCAAGUAUAUGAUCAAGUUGUUUAAAAAGGGGGGCAAAUUACCGAAAAAGCAUGUGCUUGCCAUUAUUUCCAAAGUGAAUGAGAUAUUGAAACGAGAGCAAACAAUGACUGAAAUCUCAAUUAAUCAUACCAAAUUGCAAGCUCCCGACAAUAAAGAUGAAAUAAUUGGCGGACUGAAGUUGACAGUUGUCGGCGACACACAUGGACAAUUUUAUGAUGUGUUGAAUUUAUUUCAGAAAUUCGGUUACGUAUCCAAAGACCAUGUCUACUUAUUCAAUGGUGACUUUGUUGAUCGUGGGUCUUGGUCGUGUGAAGUGGCCUUGUAUUUGUACGUGUUGAAGAUUCUUUACCCGCAUUCGAUAUUCAUCAAUCGUGGUAAUCAUGAAACUAGCGAUAUGAACAAAACAUACGGAUUCACCGAUGAAUGUGAAGCAAAGUAUUCCAAAAAGAUUUUUGAAGCUUUUAGUGAAUCGUUUGCCGCGUUGCCAUUGGCGACUUUGAUCAAUCGAGAAUACUUGUGUAUGCACGGAGGAUUAUUCUCAAACGAUAAAGUGACAUUGCAAGAUAUAAAAUCCAUCAAUAGAUUCCCCAAAAAUGGGUCAACCCAACCACCAAAGGAAGGGUUGGCGAUGGAACUAUUAUGGACCGACCCACAAGAGACCAAUGGAAGAUCACCGUCAAAACGAGGUAUUGGAAUGCAAUUUGGACCAGAUAUAACUGAAAGAUUCUGUCUCUCUAACAAGGUACGAAAAAUUUUGCGUUCGCAUGAAGUGAGAAUGGGGGGUGUUGAAGUUGAACAGCAUGGUCGGUUGAUCACCGUUUUCAGUGCCCCUGAUUAUUGCGACUCUACUGGUAAUUUGGGAGGAGUUGUCCAUUUCACCGAGAAUGAGGCAUACGAUCCUGCUAAAGAUGAUGGGGAAGGGUAUAGACGAGUUGAUGAUGAUAAUUGUCCUUGGACUUUGACUCAGGAGACAUUUGAAGCUAGUCCACAUCCUGAUAUCAAGCCUAUGGCUUAUUCUAAAGGUGGAUUUGGGUUCUGA